Messenger RNA from Drosophila teissieri, 1733 nucleotides. It is a transcript of the gene y, whose product is annotated as protein yellow. The coding region runs from base 1 to 1626 and encodes 541 amino acids. The record is from RefSeq and is a predicted model, not a curated record. Gene Ontology annotation, cellular component: extracellular region. Lineage: Eukaryota; Metazoa; Arthropoda; Insecta; Diptera; Drosophilidae. The transcript is spliced from 2 exons.
AUGUUCCAGGACAAAGGGUGGGUCCUUGUGACCCUGAUCACCUUGGUGUCGCCGUCGUGGGCUGCUUACAAACUCCAGGAGCGAUAUAGUUGGAACCAACUGGACUUUGCUUUCCCGAAUGCCCGAUUAAAGGAGCAAGCUCUGGCUAGCGGAGAUUACAUUCCGCAGAAUGGUCUACCUGUUGGAGUCGAGCACUUUGGCAAUCGGUUAUUCGUCACCGUUCCCCGCUGGCGAGAUGGAAUUCCAGCCACUCUGACCUAUAUAAACAUGGACCGCAGUUUGACGGGUUCACCGGAGCUGAUUCCGUAUCCGGAUUGGCGCUCAAACACAGCUGGAGAUUGCGCCAAUAGUAUUACCACCGCCUAUCGCAUCAAAGUGGAUGAGUGUGGUCGGUUGUGGGUUUUGGACACCGGAACCGUGGGCAUUGGCAAUACCACCACCAACCCGUGCCCCUAUGCGGUAAAUGUGUUUGACUUGACCACGGAUACGCGAAUUCGGAGAUACGAGCUUCCUGCCGUGGACACGAAUCCAAAUACCUUCAUAGCCAACAUUGCCGUGGAUAUAGGCAAAAAUUGCGACGAUGCAUAUGCCUAUUUUGCCGAUGAAUUGGGCUAUGGCUUGAUUGCCUACUCCUGGGAACAGGACAAGUCCUGGAGAUUCUCGGCUCAUUCGUACUUCUUCCCGGAUCCUUUAAGGGGCGAUUUUAAUGUCGCUGGUAUUAACUUCCAAUGGGGCGAGGAGGGCAUAUUUGGUAUGUCUCUUUCGCCCAUUCGAUCGGACGGUUAUCGUACCCUGUACUUCAGUCCGUUGGCCAGUCACCGACAGUUCGCCGUAUCCACUAGGAUUUUGAGGGACGAAACCAGGACGGAGGAUAGCUAUCAUGACUUUGUUGCCUUGGACGAACGUGGUCCAAACUCCCACACCACUUCGCGUGUGAUGAGCGAUGAUGGAAUUGAGCUGUUCAAUUUAAUAGAUCAAAAUGCUGUGGGCUGCUGGCACUCAUCAAUGCCGUACUCACCACAAUUUCAUGGCAUUGUGGAUCGCGAUGACGUUGGCUUAGUCUUUCCGGCCGAUGUGAAAAUCGAUGAGAAUAAAAACGUGUGGGUCCUAUCCGAUAGGAUGCCCGUGUUCUUGCUGUCUGAUUUGGAUUAUUCAGAUACUAAUUUCCGAAUUUACACGGCGCCCCUGGCCACUUUAAUUGAUAACACUGUAUGUGAUUUGAGGAAUAACGCCUAUGGGCCGCCGAAUACAGUUUCGAUACCAAAACAGGCCGUUCUGCCAGUUGGUCCACCGUUAUAUACGAAACAAUAUCGACCUGUCUUGCCACAGAAACCUCAGACCAGCUGGGCUUCCUCGCCGCCUCCUCCAAGUCGCACUUACUUGCCCGCCAAUUCCGGUAAUGUAGUGUCCAGUAUAAGUGUUUCUACAAAUACUGUGGGUCCUGCAGGAGUGGAGGUACCAAAGGCCUAUAUUUUCAACCAGCACAACGGCAUAAAUUACGAGACAAGUGGUCCCCAUCUAUUUCCUACCCUUCAGCCCGCCCAACCGGCUGGCCAGGAUGGUGGACUAAAAACGUAUGUGAAUGCCCGCCAAUCUGGGUGGUGGCACCAUCAGCAUCAAGGUUAACUUACUCCUAUACACGGUACUUGGGUAUAUUCUCACACACUCGAUUGAUGUAUAGAAUAUUUAAAGACAACAACAUAGGGCAACAGCGGUUAAAAAGCACACGAUGU